AAAGUUUUGAACUACAUAAUGCGAAUGCGGAAAAAGUUAAAAAAUGCAGCCAUUUCGAAGCCUAUUCGUAUGUGGAUAGAUGGAAAAUGCUUCAAUAUCAAGAAAUGGAGUGAUACGAAAAAUUCCCAGUCGGAUACUACAGAGCCCGAAGGAACACAGAUUUCAAACGAAACGGAUUUUAUCGUAAGAGAUGAUGGAAAAGUGUCUGUUAGUUUCGAGUUGCCUCCAUACUAUUAUGGGAAGCUAACGCACUUUCCUAACCGUAACCUCUUUUUUGACAACUUAACUGCUAUAAGUAGUAAAUUAAACACUUCCAUUAAAGUACCCGAUACCAGUGGCACGAUCGAGAAAAUUUACGUUUGUGGAGAUUCUGAGGCUAAGGUUAAAGAAUCAUUCGAUGGUAUUCUUUCAAUCAUCGCACAAAUAAGACAAAUGGCGAAACUCACUCACUUCAUAGGAAUACCUUUAGUGAGCGAUGAGAUACAAAGCAAUUUUGAAAUUUUUAAAAGCGAAGUUCUAAAAUUCGAAAACACGAGAGGCUUGGAAGAAUCGAUAUUUCAGAGUGCGUUGAAACUGCAUCUCACUAUCGAUGUUUUGGUGCUUUUGAGCGAAGCUGAAAAGAAGGAAGCUAAAAAAGCUUUGCAGGAAUUUAAUGACGACGUUCUAAAACCUUUAAUAGCUCGAAAUGGUCCGAUAAAAAUUCAUGUUUCGGGAAUCACCAAAUUUGAUGAUGAGAAAAUCGAUAAAGUUAACGUCGUGUUUGCCAAGGCCAAAUUUGUUAAUGAAACUGAUGAAGUUAAUUUACAAAAAAUUGCCAAUGCCCUCUUAGAGCACUUCUAUGAAAAGGGUUUCUUGAAAACGUAUAAAGAUAAUGUUGUUCUUCACAUGACGUUGAUUAACACAAAGUAUAGAAAAAAGUCGUCAUAUAGGAACAGUCGAAGACGAUAUGAAAGCCUCGAUGCCACGAAAAUCAUGGAGAAAUUCAAAGAUUUCGAGUUCGGAACUUGCGAGUUUAAAACGCUUACCAUAUCAGAAAUGUCUUCAGUCGGCGAAGACGGCUUCUAUCGCAGUUUAAUACGCGUUGAUGUAUAAUUGGUUAUUCUGUUAAAUAGUUAUAAUUUUUAAAUAAUAAAUUUUUGAGCUCAAUUUUUGUCGAGUGUACAGUAAUGUAAG
This is a messenger RNA of Phyllotreta striolata, 1173 nucleotides long. NCBI's taxonomy places the organism in Eukaryota, Metazoa, Arthropoda, Insecta, Coleoptera, Chrysomelidae. The record is from the annotation of a GenBank genome assembly.